AGGCGGCGCAGGCGCAUUGCGGUGGCGCGGUGGUCCCGCGUGCAGGCGGCAUGUCGGCGCUCCGCUGUGGCUGCAGGGCGGCGGGGCUUCGGAGGGCCCUGUGGCCGAAGGGCCACCCCGGCCUCCUGGCCGAAGAAGGGGCCCUCGGUGGCGUCUGGGCCAGGAAGAGGAGCUUGUCUGCCAACGCUUGUGAGCAGGACCGCCGGAAGGACUGCGGCCACGCAGAACUGCUGGAGGUGCUCGAGGCACGAGUGCGGCAGCUGCAGGCUGAGGGCACGGCAGAGGAGGUGACAGUGAAGAGGGUGGCCAUGGCUCAGGCCCCAGAGACUGGUGGCAUCUGGCCCCCCAGGCAGGCUCCAGUGGGGGCUGAAGGGGCCGCCCCCGAGCUCAGCAGCCACUGGGUGCAGAAGCUGGACAAGGAUCAGCAGCUGAUAGAGAAGUGCUGGCAGCAGCCGGAGGGGAAGCAGCCGAAGACGGUGGAGAAGCCGACCUGGGAGAAGCGUCUGCGCGUGGAGCCGCGGCUGCUGAGCAGGAAGCUGGCGGGCCAGCUGCAGCAGUGGGAGCGCAAGAGGCCGCAGAGCCCCUGGGAAGAGCAGCUGGCCCGGCUGCUGCAGGAGGCCCCGAAGAGGCUGAGCCGGGAGGCAGAUGAGGGCUCCGAAUCCCGGCUGGAGGGCCAGCGCCAGAAGCUCCUGGCCUUCCUGGAGUGCUGCCUGCUCACGGGCCACCUGACCCUGGCCCACCACGUGCUGGCUGCACAGCACAGCCGGGCCCCGCAGCAGCAGCUGCUCACGCUCCGCAUGUACAACACCGUCAUGCUUGGCUGGGCUCGCCAGGGCUCCUUCAAAGAGCUGAUGUACGUGUUCUUCAUGCUGAAAGAUGCCGGCCUGGCUCCGGACCUGCUGUCCUAUGCAGCCGCCCUGCAGUGCAUGGGGCGCCUGGACCAGGAUGCCAGCACCAUCCGAAGAUGCCUGAAGCAGAUGGAGCAGGACGGGCUGUCGCUGCAGGGGCUCUUCUCGGCUGUGCCCCUGAGCACCGAGGAGCGGGCGGAGCUCCUGCGUGCUGUGCGCAAGGCCAGGCCGGCCUUCAGCCCCCAGCCGCCACCCCCGCCUCCACCCCAGGUCAACACCUCACCCCUGCUCCAGGAGAUCUACGCCAAGCAGGACCCCUCUGUGUCCUACCCGAGGCUGCACUUGUCCCUGAAAGAGCUGCAGGGCCUCUUCCGACAGCAGCUUGGCGUGGAGAUGGCCACCACUGUCACCGUGGAGUCUGUGGAGAAGGCCCCGCUCCUGACCAAGGAGGUCCUGCAGGCGCGGAAGACCCUGGCGGCCUUGCGCGCGGAAUGGGAGUCGGUGCUGUCCCUGGAGCUGCAGAAGACCAAGGAGAGUGAGGCCCGCGCUGCUGCAGAAGGCCGCCUGUCCCUCUUCCCCUACCUGUGCCUGCUCAGCGAGAAGGACUUAGUGGGGCUGCUGCUGCAGACCCUGCAGGCGCUGCCCCCGCAUGGAGUGUCGCUCCUCUUCCUGGCGCACGAGCUGGGCCUGCGUGUGUUGAAGAGGAAGCGGCUCAGGAACCGGGUGGAAGAGCUGGAGCAGCGCUAUUCCGAGUACCUGCACCUGCUGGCCUCCGACACCCAGGUAGCAGAGCCCUGCCUGCCUCGCCAGCACUGGGAAGCGCUGGGCAUGCCUGAGGUGCCCCCGGAGCAGCCCUGGCCUGUGUCUGUGCUGGUGCAGCUGGGCAAGCAGCUGGCAGAGGUGCUGGUGCGAGCCGUGCAGAUGCCCAGCAGCCUGGCAGUGCCCCGGGGCCCCAGAACCCUCAUUCCUGUGCUCUACCACGUGUAUGCCUUCCGCAGCUUCCGCCAGAUUGGGAUCCUAAAGCCGCACCCAGCCUUCACGCAGCUGCAGGAGACGGCAGCGGAGCGCACCCUGAUCUUCGAGUCCACGGAGGUGCCCAUGCUGUGCCCGCCCCUGCCCUGGACAUCGCCACACUCGGGCGCCUUCCUGCUGAGCCCUACCAAGAUGAUGCGGUCCCUGGAGGGUACCCAGCAGCACCAGCUCCUGCUGGAGCGCUGCCCGCCCGCCGAGCUGCAUGGCGCUCUGGAUGCCCUCACUCAGCUGGGCAACUGUGCUUGGCGCGUCAACGGGCGCGUGCUCGACCUGGUGCUUGACCUCUUCAGAGACAAGGGCUGCCCCCGCCUGGGCGUGCCCGCCCCGCCCACCGAGGCCCCCCGGUCCCCCGAGGGCCGCCAGGCCCCCAAGGGCCGUCUGCUGCCCGAGGCCUCACCUGCUGACAAGGCGGAGAUGCGGCGGGAGUUGGCACGGCGGCUGAAGGUGGCGCGGGAGAUGCAGAGCCUGCGCGCAGACGCACUCUACCGCCUGUCGCUGGCCCAGCAUCUGCGGAACCACAUCUUCUGGCUGCCACACAACAUGGACUUCCGAGGCCGUACCUAUCCCUGUUCACCACACUUCAACCACCUAGGCAGCGACCUGGCCCGCGCGCUGCUAGAGUUUGCCCAGGGCCGCCCACUCGGCCCCAAUGGCCUCGACUGGCUCAAGAUCCACCUGGUCAACCUCACAGGGUUCAAGAAGCGCGAGUCACUGCAGGCGCGCCGCGACUACGCAGACGCGGUGAUGGAGGACAUCCUGGACUCAGCUGAACGACCCAUGACGGGCCAGAAGUGGUGGAUGGAGGCGGACGAGCCCUGGCAAGCCCUGGCUUGCUGCAUGGAGAUCGCCCAGGUGGUGCAUUCCCCUGACCCUACCACCUACAUCUCUCACUUUCCAGUUCACCAGGAUGGCUCCUGUAACGGCCUCCAGCACUAUGCCGCCCUGGGCCGGGACAGCACAGGGGCCGCCUCCGUCAACCUGUCUCCCUCUGACCUGCCGCAGGACGUGUACAGUGAGGUGGCUGCACAGGUGGAGGUAUUCCGCAGGCAGGAUGCCAAGCAGGGAGUGCGGGUGGCCCAGGUGCUGGAGGGCUUUAUUAGCCGCAAGGUGGUCAAGCAAACAGUGAUGACCGUGGUGUACGGGGUUACCCGCUAUGGUGGCCGCCUGCAGAUCGAGAAGCGCCUCCGGGAGCUUGAGGACUUCCCCCAGGAGUUCGUGUGGGAGGCAUCUCACUACCUCGUGCGCCAGGUGUUCAACAGCCUCCAGGAGAUGUUCUCUGGCACCCGGUCCAUCCAGCGCUGGCUAACUGAGAGUGCCCGGCUCAUCUCACUCACGGGCUCGGCCGUGGAGUGGAUCACGCCCCUGGGCGUCCCCGUCAUCCAGCCCUACCACCGAGACUCCAAGGUCAUGAUAAAAGGCGGGCUCCAGAGCCUCACGUUGAGCAGCAGCGUGGACACCAACCAGAAGCCCAACACGCUGAAGCAGAAGAAUGGCUUCCCACCCAACUUCAUCCACUCACUGGACUCCACACACAUGAUGCUCACUGCCCUGCACUGUUACAGGAAGGGCCUGACCUUCGUCUCGGUGCACGAUUGCUUCUGGACUCAUGCGGCGGAUGUCGAGGUCAUGAACCAGGUCUGCCGGGAGCAAUUCGUCCGACUGCACAGCCAGCCCAUCCUCCAAGACCUAUCCAGGUUCCUUAUCAAGCGGUUUUGCUCCAAUUCUAGAACCUCCAAGAGCAUGUGGGUCUCCGAGCUAAAGGACACGCUGCUGUCAGUGCCUCCAACAGGGACCUUUGACCUGGAGCAGGUGAAGCGCUCCACGUUCUUCUUCAGCUGACUGCCCCUCCGCUCUGUACUCUAGUGUGAAUAAAGGUCUGUCGCCA
This is a messenger RNA of Cervus elaphus (red deer), 3765 nucleotides long. It is a transcript of the gene POLRMT, whose product is annotated as RNA polymerase mitochondrial. Gene Ontology annotation, biological process: mitochondrial transcription. Lineage: Eukaryota; Metazoa; Chordata; Mammalia; Artiodactyla; Cervidae. Gene Ontology annotation, cellular component: mitochondrial DNA-directed RNA polymerase complex. The transcript has 21 exons. The record is from RefSeq and is a predicted model, not a curated record. Gene Ontology annotation, molecular function: DNA-directed RNA polymerase activity; mitochondrial promoter sequence-specific DNA binding; protein binding. Bases 51 to 3719 code for a protein of 1222 amino acids.